GAGUCACGCAACUUAUACAUAAAGUCCGUGGCAUGUGCAAGGAAGAGCAUGGAAUAUUCUUCUAGCACCUGCACUUAAUAGGCGGGAGGGUCGGCUAUUUACUGAAGAAACAAUCCGAAAGGUUAUAGUUUCCUGUCUGCACUGGUUUAAAAAAAAAAAAAACAGUUCGGCACAAACCAGUAAGAGAAUCUUUUCCGGCCGUAUCAUCGGGUGGCCAUUUUACUCCACGAUGACCUCAGGAGCCAGGUUUAGGGCUGGGUCAGGGUCUUCUGGGUUGGUCAGUCUUCUCGGAGACGACGCAAGAGAAGGAGGGCCCGGCACUGUGACCAUUUCUACGGUGACCAAAACCUACACUACGGAAGGAUCUGGGCAAGCAAACAAAAGCUUGUCCUCUGCGUUGGCCUAUUCUCCUGUUUUGAAGGACAGGAAGAUCCUGACCAGCUCGUCAGCGGCUCACAAUGAGGUUUUCGAAGAGAGCUCAAGUACAGACUCGUCUCCGGUGUAUUCCCGGAAGGAGUAUGGCUCCGCAAAGGCGACUUCAGGUUCUGCCACUAGAGGGCGAAUUCCCAGCCGAGAGAGUGAGAUCCGAACCAGGCUCCAGAGUGCGUCUCCUUCAGCAAGCUGGACAGAGCUGGGUGAUGUGAAACGUUUGCUGAAAGGAAGUACGGCCGAAAGCAGCGGCGCUUUCCAGUCCACCAACAACUCGCUGCCCAUCCCCAAGAAGGGCACCGUAGAAACCAGGAUCAUCUCCGAGACAACCAGCGCCAUUCAGUCUCCGAACAACUCGUUCCCCAUUCCCAAGAAGACCAGUUUUGAAACUACGACCAUGUCUGAGAGCACCGGUGUUAUUCAGUCUCCCAACAACUCGCUUCUCGUUCCCAAGAACGCCGGCAUAGCAACCAGGACCAUGUCCGGGAGCACCAGCACCAUUCAGUCUCCUAACAACGCUUUUCUAAUUCCGAACAAGGUCAGUUUGGAAACAAGAAACAUGCCUGAGAGCACCGGCAGUAUCCUGUCACCUAAAAACUUACUGGGCACCCCCAGAAAGGCCAGUAUGGAUACACGGAUCGUGACUGAGAGCUCCACUACAGGUCUCUCGACAGUUCCAGACUUCUAUGGUGGCGUAUGGCCUGCAGGUGUUAACAGCAGCUACAGCUACAACACAUCCCCCAGCAACCUAAACACAACUUCUAACAUGUACCAAUCAGGUGGGGGAGUUCAGAAAAAUAUCAGCCUCAGCUCGUCCCCGAUGCACGGUGGACUAUCAGUCAACAGUACUGGGACAAAGUACGGUGUUCAGAAUAACCUGACCGGCCCCAGUCCUCCUGUCUUCUCUCCCGUCGGAACCACCACACCAGUCGGUUACGGUGUGCAGAAAAACGUCUCCGUCCCCAGCCCCAGCCCCAGCCCUGUAAUUAGCACAACCACAACCACAACCGCAGUGCGGCCCAGCAGCCCCUCCGCAGACGAGUCUUUCAGCAAAGAUUUCAAGUUUACCAUGACAGAGAAGGAAAACGUUCCUGUCAAGAAGGAAACCGAACGACUGGUCACGACUAAAGACACGGGCAAGCAGUUUGUGUCCGCGGCUUCCGCCACGUCUGCCAGAUCGUCCACUGUGGAGUACUCGGAUGACUCACUGUUGAGAGAGAAACGCAAAUUUGCAGCCGCGACAAUGCAUGACGACAGAGACACUUCAGGGGCGGCCUUCAAGAUGUCCUCAAAAGAGGAUGCUGGCUGUGCAGACAUGUGCAACGAUGCCCCCUGCUUCGGUCUGAGCCGCUGCUGCCGCUGCAGCUGGUGGAAGUGGCUGCUGGGCCUCCUGCUCAGCCUGCUCUUCCUCCUCGGUCUCCUCUUCGGACUCAUCGCCCUGAGUGAAGAAGUGAAACGUCUCAGGAAGCGAGUUGAUGCUCUGGAGGCCAUCACUGGCACUGCGUCGGCGAGGUCCAGUCGCCUCUCUGGGGUCAACAUUGACAACCCCCUGGAGUCCAAAUACACUGACAGGAGUUACUCCAGGUCCAGUUAUGAUAAUGGCAUUGGUUUAGCAGGGGGAUCUGAGGAUCUGCAGAAAACAGUCCAGCAGUUGGUCCAAUCUGAACUCCGCUCUGAUGCAUUUAGAGCCUCAAUAAAGGGAACUAAAGGCGACCCUGGAAUUAAAGGGGAUGCAGGCCUUCUCGGGCUAAAAGGUGAUAGUGGAUUCCCUGGUAUGCCAGGUCUUCCUGGUCCAGCUGGAACAGAAGGACCAAGCGGUGCGAAGGGAGCUUCAGGUGUGGACGGCUUUCCAGGACUCGAAGGGAAAACUGGCCCUCGUGGAGAACCUGGACCACCAGGUUUCGGACAAAAGGGCGAAAAAGGAUCACCGGGUGAACCAGGUGUUCCUGGACUCAUGGGUCAGAAAGGUGUUCCUGGUCUAAAGGGUUCAAAAGGGGAUUCUGGAAUCCGUAGUAAAGGUAUGCCAGGACUUGAUGGGCUCCCGGGCCCUGCUGGACCAAAGGGCUCCAAAGGAAGUCCAGGUGUCGUUGGAGUUCCAGGACAGCCUGGUGCUAAAGGUGAAAUGGGUCAGGCUGGUCAAAUCAUUUCAACUCAACGUGGCUCUGGUACUGUGGCCAUCCCUGGACCGCCGGGUCCCCCCGGAAUCCCCGGUGUGCCCGGUCCUGCCGGUCCAAGAGGACACCCUGGUGUGAAGGGGGACCAAGGUGAGACAGGACAGGCCGGUUCCGGCAUCACAAGUUCAAGUUCAAGUAUAAGUUCAAGUUCAAGUUCAGAAACUUUCAGUGCAACACGAACUGGUAGACUGUCUUCAGGGGCUGGACUUGUGGGACCACCGGGACCUCCAGGACCCCCAGGACCACCUGGUCUCCGAGGUCCUGCUGGUAUUGGAUCACCUGGACCCGCAGGGCCCAAAGGAGACCCUGGCAGUUUUGUCCCUACAUCAGAAACCUUCUUUGCUGGACCACCAGGACCGCCUGGUCCAGAGGGCCCACAGGGUGAGCGAGGACCACGAGGUUUCCAAGGUGAAGAAGGUCAGCCCGGUCUACCAGGAGCUCCAGGACCAGCAGGUGGAUCAGGAUUUUCCAGCAGCUCCUUCGGGACCUCGUCAAGACAAGGACCCCCCGGUCCUCCUGGACCCCCCGGACCGCCCGGAAGAGGAUCGAGUGUGUCGAGUUCGCGGGAAAUGCGCGAGUACAUUGCAGAGUACCUUCAAGAUGGAAGCAUUAGGCAGUCUCUGGUGGGGCCUCCUGGGCCUCCAGGUCCUCCCGGGAUCGGAGGGGCCUCCGGAGACCAGAUGACGGAGGUCGUGGCAAACCGAGUCAUCACUUUCCUGCAAAGUCAGGGCCAGGGGUAUGGAGGGUCUUCAGGGUCUUCAGGCUCUUCAAGCUCUUCAGGCUCUUCAAGCUCUUCAGGGUCUUCAAGCUCUUCAGGUUCUUCAGGCUCUUCAGGCUCUUUAGGCACUGUGAGCGUCUCUGUUCAAGGUGGAUCCCUUGCUGCCAAAGACAUCAUCAGUCUUUUACAACGAGAGGAUGUGAAGAAAUAUGUGGCUGGGCCCCCGGGUCCACCGGGGCCCCCUGGAACUCCCGGUCAAGGAAGCUACCGAUUUAACAUCCAGGAUGUGGCUGACCGUGCCCUCAGUUUAAUGAAAGAAAGGGGAAUGGUCGGUGUCCCUGGACUUCCUGGACCUCCUGGGCCUCCUGGCCGUUCUGGAAGUGGGUUUUCAAGUGAGCGUAUCACUUCUGUUGGCACUCAAGGGCCUCCUGGUACUCCAGGUCCGCCAGGACCACCUGGACCACCAGGAACUGGAAGCUACAUGAGAUCAGAUAUUCGCGAAUACCUGCAAAGUAAUGCUCUUAGAGGCCUUCCUGGUCUUCCAGGGCCCCCAGGACCUGUUGGUCCCCCCGGUUCGAUCCAGGGACUUUCCUUAACCGAUCUUGCCAACGGCGGGACGAUCAGAUCGGAAAGACGGGAAUACGUCAGCAGUGACGGGACAAGAGGAAGUAUGUUCGGUAUUCCUGGUCCGCCAGGACCUCCCGGACCCCCAGGAGACAAGGGAGAUGCAGGUUUACCUGGUGGCAGGAGCUGGAACACGGAUUCUGGGGACUUUUCUAGAAUGGCUAGGAGCGUAACCGACUACAUCAAAUCCAACGGUCUGCUCCGAGAUGUCGUGAGAGAAUCUGGUGGCGUCGGCCAAGGUCCCCCGGGACCUCCUGGUCCCCCGGGAGCGCCGGGCUCCAGUCAGUGGUUUACUACUCAAGACAACGCUGUGAAUGUGGUGGAAUACAUCAGAUCCCAGGGUCUCCUGCGUGACUAUGGGAGGGAUCAACAGGGAGGAACCAGAGGACUUCCGGGACCUCCAGGACCUCCAGGCUCCACUCGAUGGUUUGGCUCUCAAGGGAAUGCCACAGAUCUGGUGGAAUACAUUCGAACUCGUGGUGUCCUAGGGGACAUCAUCCGGGAGUAUACCAGUCACAUCUUCCAAGGACCACAAGGCCCACCGGGACCUCCUGGUCCUUCCAGCCACGGCCAAGUGUAUGGUUCCCAUGGAAACUACACCGAUCUUGUGCAAUACCUCCAAACACACGGUUUGAUUGGUAACGGAGGACGGAGCAACUAUGAACGCACCAGUCAAGGGCCACAAGGACCUCCUGGGCCUCCAGGGGCCCCUGGAUAUAGCCGGGUGUUUGGUUCUCAAGCCAACGUCACAGAUUUAGUGGAAUUCAUUAGGACACACGGAGCCAUUGUUGGAGCAAUGGGACCACCGGGACCUAAAGGAGAAAUGGGAUACCCAGGUCAAAAGGGAGACAGAGGUGACCCUGGUCCUCCAGGACCCAGAGGUGACUACUCGACGUACAGAAGAACAAAGAGGAACAUUCCGGUUUGACAAUGUUUUCCAUGCUCUGAUGCACCAGUUUAAGCUUCCAUUGUCUUUUACAUUUGCAGUAUCUGCUUUGCUGUUUGAUAUCAAUUAUAAUCCAAUACUCCACAAUUUACAGGCUUGUAUUUAGUUUUAACAGCAAGCAUAACGAAACCAGCAUUAGUCAAACGUGUGUAUAUUUAUAAAAUCAUACCUUGUUUAUGUUCUUUGUGCAACUAAAUAGUGUCGCAACUUUAAAAAAGUUUAGGCUUAUAUCUAAGGGAUUGUUUUAAAUGAUUUUACUACAAAUAAAUGCACUUCAAGACGGCACGGCUUUAUGACAGACAAAAGUGUUUAUUUACAGGAAGAAAAAAAAUCUACACGACAGGUUAUCUAAAACUACGCAUUUAGAAAAAAAAUGCACCAUGAUUAUUUGAUCCAGAUUACCAGGUUGACAUUCAGAAUGUAAUCAUCAUUUUUUUUAAAUGAACAUUUUGAUUCACAAUAAGAGGAGCAAGCGCAGUAUGUAGAAAUACUGUAUGUGAGGUGCACAGCACUCCCGUUUUGUUUUUUUGUGCAUAACCAAUAAAUAGCUUCAGUAACACUUUAUAGCCAAAUAGCAAUAAAUCGGAUGAUUAAUCAAUACAGCCUAAACCAGUCAGGCCCAUUCAAGAUAUUAAUUGAAUUUAAUACUUCAAUUUCUUGGCAAAUUUUAAAUUGAAAUGUUCAGAAAUUGUAAAAUCAAUCAAGUAUAAAGGCUGUGAGCUUGCAUGCCAGUUUACUGCUUGCUAAAUAAAUGCUUAAUUUGCAGAUUAAUCAGAAAGAAAAUAGAGGAAAAUGAUUAACGUCUUUAAGGAUUUGUACUCAUAGCUGAAAGUUGGGAAAUUGCUGACUGCUUCAAUGGUGAAUAAAUCUGGUCUGUUUGUAAAA
Nerophis ophidion (straightnose pipefish) is the source of this 5776-nucleotide messenger RNA. Its product is annotated as collagen alpha-1(XVII) chain-like. The transcript is spliced from 48 exons. NCBI's taxonomy places the organism in Eukaryota, Metazoa, Chordata, Actinopteri, Syngnathiformes, Syngnathidae. Bases 230 to 4873 code for a protein of 1547 amino acids. The record is from RefSeq and is a predicted model, not a curated record.